Penicillium vulpinum is the source of this 1143-nucleotide messenger RNA. Its product is annotated as F-box protein. The record is from RefSeq and is a predicted model, not a curated record. The transcript has a single exon. Gene Ontology annotation, molecular function: protein binding. Lineage: Eukaryota; Fungi; Ascomycota; Eurotiomycetes; Eurotiales; Aspergillaceae. Bases 1 to 1143 code for a protein of 380 amino acids.
AUGUCCCCUGCUUCUCAUUUCAGUAGGGGUAUCCACGGUCUCCCAGUGGAACUACUAGCUCACAUCGCUACAUUUACCGAUCCUUCUGAUUUAUGCAUGCUUCGGCUCACCUGCCGAGCAAUGUACCAGAGUAGCCUUCGCCACUUUGCAAAAACCUGUGUACACACAUUGAAGACCGAUCUUUCACCAACGUCACUUGCCCGAAUCGAGGAAGCAGCCAACGAUGAAGCUUUUCGUCCAUAUAUCCGCAAUUUACAGAUCGUCGGGAAUUCAAAAGCUUCAACGGAGGAAUUACCCCCUCGUACCACAAACGAAGUACAUAUUCAAGCGUGGUGCAAUGUACUGAAACGCCUGGUGAACUGCCAAUCUGUCGAGCUACACUAUUCAGCAUACACAACUACGUAUUCCGGCGGCGACGGCAUCACACUUGACGAGACCACUGGUCUUGUUCUCAAAGCCAUAGCCACUGAACAUAUUCCAAAGGAAUUUUUCUCGCUAGAGAUUAUGAAAUACCGAGACAGACACCUCAAAGAUAGUCUACCUCAGUUCCCUCUCACUACUCUUGACAUCCCGGCCUUCUCUCACCUCAAGGAACUGACCCUUGCGAUCCCGGAUGCCAACACCGAGACUAUUAAUUGGAUGGCGAAAAUGAUCCAAGGUGCCAAGUCUCUCAAAAAGCUAGCCAUCAUCUUUAACUGGGCAUGCAAAUCAACCUCACUUCUCUCUCAGAUUUCAUCGGUUGGUUGCUUGCCGGAACUACAAGAAGUGACGUUUUCGCGGAUGACAUUCGGAUCAUCUGCUGCUUUGGGGAUAUUCCUUUACAAUAUUCGAGACUCUGUUCGCUCUCUCACUUUUUCUACUGUGCAAGUGGAGAUUGGAGGCUGGCGAUCUAUUCUCCGCGAGUUGGGUGGAGGUAUGUACCAACUGGACAGUUUGACUCUGCAUCGUGUAAUGGAGAGUGAGGAGUUUCUGAGCUUUCGGCGGAUUCCGGAAUACGCACUGGCGGAACAAUCUCUAGAUAAGAGAUUAUAUCGUCCGUUCAGCCUUUGCUUGUUUGGUCGGGGGGAUGUGAGCUUCAGUUACUCAGGUCCCCGUUUCAACCAGGUUAUGCAGAAAGUAGUCGCCCUCGCAGAGCUAUCUUGA